UUACGAUUUUCGCUUGAAAUGGAAUCGCAAAAUGCGAUUCCCUUUCAAAACAUCCACGCCGACAAUCUAAUUUACUUAUUUUUUUUUUGUCACUCUGAUGUUUCUAGAACGUCUAAAUUAUUUCUGACGAUUAGUCUGAAAAAGUCAAGAGACUGUUAGCUCUUACAGUACUAAUUCUUAACGUAUGAAUUCUUCUUAGCGAUAUAAUAAAUCUACACUCCCAGCCAUAUAUUUCAUAACGAAACGCCGUUCAAUUAAUUCCACGUCGACUCGGCUUGAUACUGGCUCGUCUGCUGAGACGAUUGUUACGAAGCUGGGGAGUACGCGACAAACUGUUAUCAGUCUUGGUUCUCUGUGCUGGUGAUACUCGGGGAGGGGCAGCGUAGCGAUAGCGCGACUAUAUAUAAGCCUGCGCAUUCGUCUCCGCCAUCAGUUUAAUAUUCCCUGACGUUUCGCUUUGCUGGAGUAGCGUUUGCGAUUCACGACAUUCUGGUCUCUUAUCGUCGCGCCAAGAUAAUUAAAAAGAAAAAAAAAGAGAGGAGCACUGUAAAUAGUUGUGGAUCUUUCAGCGCGCGCAGUAAAGAGGCCAGCCAAGGUGACGCGCAACUACAGCUCGAUCGGCGAAGAUUCAUCGCACUUCUCUUCCACGUCUUCUUCUUCCUUCUCCUCGUCGUUCCAUUCCGUCAAUAAGCGCGGCAAAGCAAUACGCAACCAGGAAAGAUGGGACUCUCUUAGCAUCGACCGAUGCUGGCCAUUCCCGCGAUUACUAUCGAUUGAAUUGCUUCGCCGUCCUCCGAACAGAUCAAACUCAUCAGACUUUAUCUUUACCUUUAACCAUUACGUUAUUAAAUCCGGCGAAAAUAGCACGCGCGAGAGCCGUCUCCAGAAGUGCGGCGGCAGUGUCUUAUUCAUUCGCGACGAUCGUCCAGCCCAGUUAUGUUCUCGAUCAAGUACAGCAAGCAAUUCCUGAGCUACCGUAUACUCAAGUCCAACCGGUUCAAAUAUAUCUGACGAUACGAACUCGGACUACGUAGUAGAGGGUGUGCGCAAGGUGGUGUGUGUGUAUUGUACUGCGGGCGACUUGUCGUACCUAUACGGUGUUCAGGAAGACGCGUAGGAGAGACGGGUGUCCCCCCCCGGCAAGACCUGGAAAGUCUUGUGUCAGAGAGCCAAUGGCCGAAUCGGUUUGCACGGCGACGCGAGCUUGAGGGAGUACGUCGACGGCGACGACGCGCCGGAAAACCGGCGUCAUCGAAAGUCGCUAGUAAGGCGAAUCUUUCGAGGGCAAGGGACACGCGAGAGAGCCUGGAAGAGGAAGAAAAAAAAGAGAGAAGGAGAGAAAUCGUUGCGAAACAAACGGAAUUGGAUUUUAAUGAAGAUUCGACGAUCUCGUCGUCGAUGGGAUUUUUGACCAGAAAUAAAAGUAUUGUAAAAUAAUAAGUUUGCAAGGAAAGCGGUGAGAAUUGAUUUACAACGAAUUGUUUUAUUAACAAGAAACUUGAGUAAGAGAAAAUUCAGAUUGACAAUCGGAACAAAAAUUUUGUGUCAAGCUGUAAGAGAUUGUGGCGGUUAAUGAUUUUAUUAUUCGGAGAAUUUUUUUAAGUAGGACCUAAAUUGAAAAUUAGUCAUUAGCGAGAAACAAAAAAAGUUCCGAAGGAGACUUCCUCCGAGGAACAGAUUCAUCUAGAGUAACGACAUCGCUCGAGGGUAAUGCGCUUGUAUGUCAGCUCGUCGAAAGAUCAUUAGAGCGAGGAUCGAGCGGCAGGAUCGGAGUUGAGUGAGCGAAAAGCAAAAUCACUCGGAAAUUCCUUCAAGAGGAGCGCAGCUUUUCACGACCAUCUAAACGUGCACGUUCACCGUAUAAUACAUAUUCGCGCGUAUGUGGUGCGCAUAAUCGGGCCUGCAUAAAACGCGAAUUAAAGCGGAGUCACUAAUUAAAGCGAGCGGGAUCUGCACGUCUUUGGCGACGAUCGGCGGAAUCGGUUUGAAGUCGCGGAGGCAAAAGUAAUUUAAAAACAAACCAAAAAAAAAAAAAGAAAAUGAUCGUUUAUGUUCCGGGCAGAAUGCCAACUCACGUUGGUCCCUACGGCGCCGCUCGUUACCCGGGCACCCUGCUAGGAGCCGUCCCGGGUUUUUACAGCCCGGUUUCCGGCUACUCCACCAGCCCGAUCUCGAGCUACUACGGGAGCCUCCAGCAACCACCGCUGGACCUUCCGGUUUGGCCGCGGAGGAUGCCGGCCGAGGAGGAAUUAGGGGCCUCGCCGGCCGCUGGCCUGACCGGGCUGGGGGUGUCUCCGAGCACCCUCGGCAACGGCGGUCCCCCGAGUCCGGCGCACAGCGACUCGGAUGCGUCUAGCUCGAGCUUGGAACUGGGCACCAUCAGAACCGGCGAAAACGCCCAACUAAAAUGCAGAUGGCAAGAUUGUGGUCGAUGGUUCACGUCCCUGGAGCAACUAGCAUCACACGUUGGGAGAUUGCACGCGGCACCUGGUCCGCGAGGUCUGUUUUACUGCGGAUGGGAGGGAUGCGCAAGAGGCGAGCGUGGGUUUAACGCGAGGUACAAGAUGCUAGUCCACGUACGGACGCACACGAACGAGAAGCCGCAUCAUUGCUUCCAGUGCGACAAAAGCUUCAGCAGAGCGGAGAAUCUCAAGAUCCAUGCGCGUUCCCACACCGGCGAACGUCCUUACGUCUGUCCCGUCGAGGGCUGCAACAAAGCUUACUCGAACUCCUCAGACAGAUUCAAGCAUACCAGAACUCAUGCCGUGGAUAAGCCAUAUUACUGUAAAGUGCCCGGUUGUCCGAAAAGGUACACCGAUCCGUCGUCCUUAAGGAAGCACGUCAAGACUUAUCGUCACUAUGUGAAUAACAACGACAAGGUACAGGAGAAAAGCUUUGACGAUACCAAUGUCCAGGAGAAAACGAGAUUUGACGCCAAUUCACCCGAUAAGCAGAGCAGCAGCGCGCAAUCCGAGUCGGAUAAGAAGGAUUCGAGCAUCGAGAGUAGCAUGUCGGGUUGUAGCCCAAAGACCAGCAAUAGCUUCGAGGAGCAGAGGAACUUCGUCGAGUGGAACAAUAUGUACAAUCUUCAGGAACAGCAAAAGGAACAGGAACAGGUCACUCCACCGAAGCCUUACGAGGAUAUAAAAAUCUAUCCGAGGAUGUAUGACGAUACUUACAUUAUACCGGAUAGGAUUCAAGUAAAUCCCAUGUACGCUUCCGGCAGUACCAUAAUCAAGGACAGCCCUGUCGCAUCGUCGCCUCACACGAGUCCGGGUCGAGUGUCCGAUACGAUGCCGCGUAUUGGGAUGCAGUCGACGCCCAUCAAGACUGAGGAGCCCAUGGAGUACAGCGUUACCAAGACCACCACGGUGGACUACAGGAACAUCGAGUCAAUUGUCAACAGUACACCCUGCAAGAAGGAGAACAUAAUUAGUUGCGAUCCAGUGAGACACUCGGUGAUCAAGCGGGCGGAGGAUCUGAAAAUGGAGGUGGAGCAGACGCCGAUCAAGGAGGAAUUGAAGGAUACCAGCGGCGAUUGCUGCUGCCGGCACAAGUGUUGCGUGCACAGUAACGACAGCAUCCUGCAGAAAACGAAAAUCCUCUCAGACCUCAUUCUCAAGACACAAAAUCCGCUCUUCCGGCAUCUAUUGGGUUCAGUAGACUUGCAGUACGGGUUAGAGAACGUAUGGACCAACAUCGUAGAUACUAAUAACACAUGUGGCCAAGAUCUCAGAGUGAAGAACGAGAACGUUACCGAGAUGGAGCAAGACCUGCCGCUGGACUUGACGAUCAACAAAUAAUGAACAAUUGGCUGUCAACACAAACCAAAAAGUCCAUAGUCGUCAAUACAAAUUUUAUUUUUAUCUGACAAAAUACGAAUUAAACAAAAUAUCAUAAAUUUUAGAUGCAGACAAUCAAUAUCAUAAUUAAUUAAUCGACAAAGAAUAAUUAAUCAAUAAAAUAAAAGGUUUCGAUCGCAUUGCAAAACCAAAUAUAUUUUAAUACCUUGUAAUAUGAAAAAGAUGAUGAAAUGGUAGCAAUUCAAGAUACAAGAAUUUGCUCAAUUCAUAGUUGACUAGAAAUUGUUGUACUAAUCGAACUGUUAAUCAAAGAUAAGCAAAUUCUAGCUUAUAAAUGCAACGUGACAAUUUUAAUUAACUUUAUCGAUUACUCAGAGAGACAACGUUCCCACUUUCGAAUUGGCUAUCAAAACUCAGAUAGGUGGCUAAAAUAAUAAUGAAAAAAGAGUUAAAUUGGGAACUUAUGGUAAGGCUGUAAAUAUAUCUGAAAAAUAUACACAAAAAUACAAAAUAAUUGGUUUUUGAUCAAUAAUUUAUCUAUUAGAAUUGAAUUUCAAGAGUUAUAGUUUUUAUAAUGUGAGAAUUAUAUCUCAAAACUCUAUGUAAACAAUAAACAUAUGUAUCAUAUGUAUAUAGAAAUUUAUAUGUAUGUAUAUGUAUGUGUGGUGAAUCAAAUGAUUGAUAAUAUGGAGUAAAGUGCCCAGAGAACAUUAAGAGACGUCUUACAAGACAUCUAAAAGACAUCUUAUAAAAUUAUCAAAAA
Molecule: messenger RNA, 4566 nt
Organism: Monomorium pharaonis (pharaoh ant)
Lineage: Eukaryota; Metazoa; Arthropoda; Insecta; Hymenoptera; Formicidae
Product: zinc finger protein GLIS3
Exons: 3
Coding region: 2040-3803 (587 amino acids)
Biological process (GO): regulation of transcription by RNA polymerase II; smoothened signaling pathway
Cellular component (GO): nucleus
Molecular function (GO): zinc ion binding; RNA polymerase II cis-regulatory region sequence-specific DNA binding; DNA-binding transcription factor activity, RNA polymerase II-specific
Source: RefSeq, a predicted model, not a curated record